Molecule: messenger RNA, 1286 nt
Organism: Nematolebias whitei (Rio pearlfish)
Lineage: Eukaryota; Metazoa; Chordata; Actinopteri; Cyprinodontiformes; Rivulidae
Gene: arpp19b
Product: cAMP-regulated phosphoprotein 19b
Exons: 3
Coding region: 142-474 (110 amino acids)
Cellular component (GO): cytoplasm
Molecular function (GO): protein phosphatase inhibitor activity
Source: RefSeq, a predicted model, not a curated record
AGUUUCUGGCAUCGAUUCGUCGUGCCUGUUGCUACAGUGGCUGGCCGCUCUGCUGCUUCAUCACAUCUGCUUGAACAUCGACUGAGCUGCUUCUCUACUGCAUCCUCAGCUUAGCGACCUAAACGAGUCUUCGUCCUAGCAAUGUCUGAGGAAGAAAUUAAGUCUUUGGAAGAACAACAGGAAAUGCAGGACAAAGUCAUCAGUCCAGAGAAAGAAGAGGAAGCUAAGCUAAAGGCCAGAUAUCCUAAUCUAGGAGCCAAGCCUGGGGGUUCUGACUUCCUCAGGAAAAGACUUCAGAAGGGGCCAAAAUAUUUUGACUCCGGCGACUACAACAUGGCCAAGGCAAAAAUCAAGAACAAGCAGUUGCCAUCAGCCCCAAUGGAAAAGACUGAGAUCACAGGAGGACACAUCCCAACACCUCAGGACCUGCCUCAAAGGAAGACCUCGAUCGUAGCAAGCAAACUAGCUGUCUAACAAUUUUGUGUUCAUAGUUUUCCUACCAUUCCAUCCACCAUUUUACAAUUACUGUACCUGUUUUUUGUUUUCGUUUACCCUUGUCCAAAUUCCAUAAGAACAAUUUGAUAAUAGUUGUCAUGAGCUAAACUGUCGAGAGAAAAAACCUGACAAAACUGAAAAUGUUGAAGAUUUUAAUAGUGUAAUUACUAAGAUUGGAGCACAAUCUAAAAUCAAUAAUUAACAGUUUCCAAUUUUAAGCAUCUCUAUUGCCUCCAUAUUAAUUAAUAGUCACAAUUUAUCAGUGAUAAUCAGAACAAAAUGGGAUACAUUUAAAUUGUAAAUGUGUAAUUUAAAGAUCCUCUUUAAAUGGUUCCGGGGUUUACCUACUUAUUCAGAGGCAUGUUUAAAUUAUUAAAAAAAUUAACUUUUUUUAUUGUUCCUUUUGAACUUUCUUUUUGUAGCUUUCUUACAUUGUUUUUAUUUAAUUAUGUGCUUUCAAAGUAUGGUAGACUAGAUAAUUCAUGCUUUGUAGCCAGUUGUGUUCAGUUCAUGUUCAGUUCAGCAUUGAUUUACAAUGAAAUGCUGCUGGUCUUCAUCUCAUCCUGACCUUUAAAAUGGCCUUAAAAGUAACAAACUGUUGUUCCUCUUGAGCAAUAUUUGCUCCCUCAGUGGAAAAUCUUGGUUAUGAAUUUUGCCUGGCAUGUCUUUUGCUGUUUGACUGAAUUUGAUUUGGAUUUUAUGGGGAAGAAAUUACCAGGACAAGUCUGGAGUGUGCAUGUGCAUUUCCUGUGUAGUUACGCUGUGCCAUUUGUUUUAUAAUUAAAAUAGUU